AAUAUAAAAAACCAUAGGAGCCCUUCAUCCAGCACAAGUCCUUGAGGACAACAAAGCUCACAGGCGUCUAGGACAAGAGCCAAUACGACACCUCGUGUAAACAUGACUUCCAAGCUGGCUGUUGCUCUCCUGGCAGCUUUCAUGCUUUCUGCGGCUCUGUGUGAAGCUGUAGUUCUGUCAAGAAUAAGUACAGAACUUCGAUGCCAGUGCAUCAAGACUCACUCUACAAGCUUCAAUCCCAAAUACAUAAAAGAACUGCGAGUGAUUGAGAGUGGACCACACUGUCCCAAUUCAGAAAUCAUUGUGAAGCUCUUAAAGGGAAAUGAGAUCUGCCUGAACCCCAAAGAAAAGUGGGUGCAGAAAAUUGUGCAGGUGUUUUUGAAGAGAGCUGAGAAGCAAGGUCAAUGAAAGGAAAAAGCAUUCUCCACAGCUUCCAAGAAUUCCUCAGUAAAGAUGCCAAUGAAACUUCAAACAAAUCUACUUCACUGCUUCAUGUACUGUGUGUGGCUGGUGCAGAGUUGCCAGAUAAAAUACAGGAUGCCCAGUUCAAUUUGAAUAUUAAGUAAAACAAUGAAUAGUUUUUUCACUGUCUCAUAAAAUAUCUAGGUCAUUUAUAUUUAAAAAAAAGCUAAUUGUUUACUAUAAAUUCAAAUUUAGCUGGAAAUCCUGUAUUCUCUCUCUAUUUUUAUUAAAUAUUAUAACACUAGUCUUCUAGCCAAGAUCCAUGAAUCCUUUUAACUGUGCCUUGGUGUUUUCUUUAGGAGAAAAAUUAUCAGCCACCAUCUUACCUCACAGAGAUGUGAGGACAGUUGGAAGCAAUAUAACUUUUGUUCAUGGUCAUGUAAAUUAUUUUCAAGUGUAACUUAUUCACCUAUUUAUUAUUUAUAUAUUUAUUGAGGCAUCAAAUAUAGUUAUAUCUGUUUGUAAAUUUGAAAAUUGGGAUUGUAUAACAAUGAUUGUAAAUUUAUAGUUGUUUUAGAUAUUAAAUAAUAAAGAACUGUCUUGAUCAAAGUUUUAUUUUGAUCAAACUUGCUAGAUUUAGCAAAAUUAAAAACAAAGAAACAGAAUACCUUGUUAUUUUUAUUCCAGGUAAACGAUGAAUAGUUUUUUAGUCUAAAUACAUCAUUAUUUACAUAAAAUGUUAAGGAAACCAGCCAUCCUGCUUUGGACACUCCCUGCGUGAGGUCCCGUCGCGCAGGGGUGGUUAUGAGGCUGUUUGUUGGGUCACCAGGAUCCUGAGUUAGGGUCAUCUUUCUCAAGACAGCAAAAAUUCACCAGGUAAUAUCAAACAAAGUAACUUCUUGCUGGUAAAACCUUUUUAUUAUGUAUAAAUAAGUUCUCAUAAUUUUAUUUAAAUAAUUGUGUUUUUAAUAGUCACUUUAAGAUACUUUUAUGUAUUUUGGAAGAAAUUUUUUCUACUGUUUUGUUCAUA
This is a messenger RNA of Artibeus jamaicensis (Jamaican fruit-eating bat), 1432 nucleotides long. RefSeq names its product C-X-C motif chemokine ligand 8 (gene CXCL8). Gene Ontology annotation, biological process: chemokine-mediated signaling pathway; cellular response to lipopolysaccharide; inflammatory response. Gene Ontology annotation, cellular component: extracellular region. The transcript has 4 exons. NCBI's taxonomy places the organism in Eukaryota, Metazoa, Chordata, Mammalia, Chiroptera, Phyllostomidae. The record is from RefSeq and is a predicted model, not a curated record. Gene Ontology annotation, molecular function: CXCR chemokine receptor binding; chemokine activity. The coding region runs from base 103 to 408 and encodes 101 amino acids.